GGGGGGGCUGAAUGCUCCCCUGUUCCCAUCUGCCAUAGAAUGCUGUGCUAUGUGUCCCAGCAGGGAUCGGGGACCUCUCCAGUGGCAUUGAUGGCUGAGCCUUGCCUUUGCUGGUGCCAAACUGGUGUCACAAUAAACACAGCCUGAAUUUGCCCACGUGCUUUCAAAGAGUAUUCCAAAAAAUAGUUCUAGGAGGUUUUCUGUGGAUGAGUGGAGGGAUGAAAGGGAGGCUUGCUGUGGUGGGCAAGGGGUGAUGUCUCCUGGAGCUGCCCCUAUUGCAUCUCACCAGGCAUCCCAUGGAGGAGGCAGAGAUGCAGUGUCACCCAUUGAGCCAGGAGCCUCCAAAGCACAGGUCAGGAAGGUGACAUGUGGCCCCAUGUCCAGGCUGUGUGUAGGUCAGUAACAGUGAUGUGCUCAGCUCAGGCUCCAGAGGGGCGAGUCGUCCCUGUGCCAAAGCCAGGGAGAGAAGGGUGACUUUUUUUGACAUCCUUUGGAGUUUUGAUCUCCAUAUUUGGAAAUGUUUACCCAUUGCUCUGAUCUAUUGCAAGGGAGGGGAGGUGACUCAGGGUCUGGUGGAGGCAGUAUUUGAAUUCCUGUAGUAAGGUUCCCCCCACCCCCCCCACCCCUCCCGCCCUUUCUUGUUUUGGAAGCUUGUUGUGGUCAGUUCUCAGUUCUCUCUUGCUCCUGGACUUUGCUCCAAAUUUGAUCUGCUCAGGAGGGAAGCGUGUUAGCGAAGGAGCUUGCCUGGAUGCUGAGUCCUUUAUUACUGGGUGUGCCUGAAUGCAUCAGCCUUUGGAUGUGAGCGUCUUCUCUUGAAACAGCCUUGCGAUAUCCUAGCUGCCUGUUCUCUCAGGAGGUCCCUUGGAAAAGCUUGUCAUACAUCCGCCUGGGUGCCUCACGGGGCCGACUUGCUUCCAGGCUUGUUUAACGGUGCUUCUCCAGGAGCUUGGAUUCUGGUGGCCUGCCCUACCCGUGGUGAGGACCCGAGCUAGUGCUGAACACAGAGCUGAACACCCAACACUGAAUUACUGUCUGAUCUGAACCAUGUCCCACCCAUCCUGGCUGCCACCCAAGAGUACCAACGAGCCUGUUGGUCAUGUUACUGCAAGGAUGGAGACCACACACACCUUUGGGACUCCCAGCAUCUCGGUGUCUACCCAGCAGACACCAAAGAAGUUUGCGCCUGUUGUUGCCCCCAAGCCGAAGUACAACCCAUACAAGCAACCAGGAGGUGAUGGGGACUUCCUUCCUCCACCCCCACCUCCUGUGGAUGACCUCGGGAAUGUCACAUCAUCACAAGGUGCCUUCCCUCCCCCACCCCCUCUGGAUGACGUUACUUUCAAUGUGCAGGUGAAUCCUGGUGGCAAGACACUUGAGGAGAGGCGGUCCAGUUUAGAUGCAGAAAUUGACUCUCUGACGAGCAUCCUGGCUGACCUAGAGAGCAGCUCUCCUUACAAACCUCGAGCUCAACAGGGCUCCGGGACCUCGAGCAGCUCCGCUGCCGCCCCCCCAUCUGUGUCCACCCCUGUCACUGGCCACAAGCGGAUGAUCAUCCCCAACCAGCCUCCCCUCACGGCUACCAAGAAGUCCACUGCCAAGGGCCUGGGGCAGCCAGCGCCCAUCCCAGUCACUCCUGUUGGCACCCUGAAACCACAACCAGUGCCGGCCUCCUAUGCCACAGCCUCUACCCCCAGCCGCCCAGCCUUCAAUGUCCAGGUGAGGACAGCACAGCCCAGCCCGCACUACCAGCCGCCCGGCCCGCAGCCCGUGCACUAUGGCAGCCUGGGGCCCAGCCAGUCCUAUGCUCCCCCGCCAACCCGCCUGCCCAGCAGCCCGCAGUAUGGCACUCCGCAGCCCCACGGGCCCGACUAUGGCUAUACCCCACCGCCUGCCCGGUCCUCGGAGCCUGCCUAUGGCUAUGCACCUCUGCAGGGUCGCUACCAGGACCCCUACUAUGGGGGGUACGGGGGGAGGAACGGCUCCGAAGCGCCCUAUGUGCCACAGAGCUCCUGGAAGGCUGAGCCAGCGUAUCCUGCUAGUAACACCGCGGGCCAGGCUCCUCCUGGGCUCUACCAGCCACCCGGCACGAAGAAGACCUACAUCACUGACCCCGUGCUGGCCCCACAGCCGCCUGCGCUGCAGCAAAAGAGUGGGUACCCAAGUUCUGGACCCGCAUCAAGCACUCCUGCCUUCAGGCCUGAAGAUGAGCUGGAACAUCUGACCAAGAAAAUGCUGUAUGACAUGGAGAAUCCUCCCUCUGAUGACUACUUUGGCCGCUGUGCUCGCUGUGGGGAGAAUGUUGUUGGGGAAGGGACUGGCUGCACAGCCAUGGACCAGGUCUUCCACGUGGAGUGCUUCACCUGCAUGAUGUGCAACAACAAGCUGAGGGGUCAGCCUUUCUAUGCAGUGGAGAAGAAAGCCUACUGUGAACCCUGCUAUAUUAACACGCUGGAGCAAUGCAGCGUCUGCGCAAAGCCCAUCAUGGAAAGGAUCCUCCGAGCUACUGGGAAGGCCUACCAUCCCCACUGCUUCACCUGCGUGAUGUGCCAUCGCAGCCUGGAUGGGAUUCCCUUCACUGUGGAUGCUGGUGGGAACAUCCACUGCAUCGAGGAUUUCCACAAGAAAUUUGCACCGAGAUGUUCAGUGUGUAAGGAGCCCAUCAUGCCAGCCCCAGGACAAGAGGAGACUGUACGCAUUGUUGCCUUAGAUCGUGACUUCCAUGUCCAGUGCUACCGAUGUGAGGACUGUGGUGGCCUUCUGUCUGAAGGAGACAAUCAGGGCUGUUAUCCUCUGGACGGGCACAUCCUUUGCAAGACCUGCAACUCUGCUCGGAUCCAGGCUCUGACGGCCAAGGCCAGCACUGAUCUCUGAGUAUCGACUGUGACCCUCCCCCAGGAUGCCUGUUAGGGGAUAUUGCACAAGCUUUGCAUGAUUUCUUUCCAGCCUAGGGUCUGAAUCUCUGUUUAACAAAAAAAAAAAAAAAAAGAAAAAAAAUUAAGAAAAAAAAGGUAAAAUUGGAAGGCCUUGGAACAAGAGGGCAGUUUAUGAGGCCAUGUUCAGACUGCCCAUGACAGGCACCUAACUUAGACAUGACUUUUCAGGAUUGAGUCAGAGCACCUGCUGUCUCUGCAGCUGAUGGAGAUAAGUGGUCACAACACCUAAGUUAUCUGCCUGUAGGAGGCCUGAACAUGGUCCUAACUCUAUUUCUGUGUUUGAUUCCUGGCUCUUAAGUGCAUGAAGAUAGAAGGUGAAAGAUGGCUGAGCUAGUUCUUCCAAGUUAUUUGGGAACCUGACCAGCUGUCAUGGAAGUCACGGGUUAACUUUAAUGGGAUCUGGAUCACCAGUGGAAGUAGCUCCACUGCCUUAGAGGGUGUGAGAGCAGACCUGGCACUCCUCUCAUCACAACACAAACAAUGUUAACUUCAACUGUCCUGCACCCAAGAGUGCAGGUGUGACCUGUAUCCUGACACAGAUUUGUUACCCGUAUCUUUUUUCUUAGGCCCUUACUUGUCUUCCAUUCCCUUCCAGUUCGAUAGGAUUUUUUCUUUUUCUUAUGAAAUUAUAUUUUACUAUUGCAUAAAUUUAUUCAUUAGUGAUGCUUCCAAUUCACAGCGUAUGAGGAAUCACAGAAAGAAGCGAGCUUGCACACACUACACACCACACACUACACACCACACACACACGCCACACACACACACCCCAUGUGCUUUUAAUUUACCUGAGAUGGAAGCCAAUCAUGUCUGUUGAGAAGGUGUUUUAAGGAUGUGGGGCUGGAAACACAUUUUUAAAAUCCCAGUGGUUUAAAAAAAAAAAAAAACACCACCAAAACACACAAAAAGACUACAUAAAACUGCAAUGCAAAGCGUUGCUCAAAAAAAUCUUAUGCCACUCUCACACCCCAUUCUAGUGGGAUCACUGGCGGUGUUGGUUUCUAGGUAGACAUUUAAGCAAAAGAGUCUUGUUCCAUCUCCUGUUUAUUGCAAUGGGAGGAUUUUCGUUCAACUGUAUCAGGGAUUGAAUGGGGCCUUGGGAUAUACACUCUGAUGUUAACACAGAUGAUCCAGAGCUCUUAUAAAAAAAAAGUAAGAAUCUUAUUUCAACAACAGCAAAAAGAUUCUCCUAAAAUACAUGCUGUUGUUCAGUUUUUAUCUUAUGAAGGCUAAAGAAGGUAUUAAACCCUUCUCUAUGCCAUAAAAAAGUAAGCUUUUUUUAAUUCUCUUUAAUUUUCAUCCCAGCCACUUAUAACUUCUCUCUGGUGAAAUGUCAUUGCAUUAGAGUGCUGGGCCAGCAGCAGCAUUUUCAUCUUCAGUCCAGAAUUAAUACAUAAGUCAAAGUAAAGCUGGACACAUAUAAUCUUUUUUCUCAUGUUGGUGGUGGUUUUUGGGUGGUGGUUUUUUGGUUUGGUUUUUGGGGAUUUUUUUUAGUUUCUUCAAUUAAAAUAAAAAAUUAGAAAUCCACAGCACUCUGAGCAGCUAUAAUAUUCUUGUUCAUGAAACCCAUAAUAACUAAGGUGCUAAUUACAUAGUGAGGGAGUAAUUUUCAUAUCACUGAAUUGACAUUAAUAUCUUAUUUGCAGAUGUAAUCAAAGAAAAUACCUUUCUUUGCACUUAACAAAUUAAGAAGCAGAACUGAAACAGUUGCAGGCUGAUUGACCAUAUAGGUGACAAACUGGCACUUUUCAAGAGUAAGUUAUAAGAAGUUUUUUCAUGCAUCCACUGAAAAACAAUAAGAACCUGGUGCUUUUAUCUUUAUUCUCUAUAAUAGAAGCCUUAUGUAACUGUACCCACUAAUGCUGAAAAGUUAGAUGAGCCAGACCAUUUGAAAACAAAGGGAAAAAUUCAGGUACUGACUGCAGCUCCUGCAAAUAGUGCAUUUCCUUUCAGUUUAGUACUAACCUUUAUGGAAGAGCACUGUGAAAUUUAAUAGCUUUAGCUGUAUACAGUAAAUUCAAAUACAGAAAUACCAGUCUGAAACUUCUGCUCCUUACAUUGUUUAUAUGUUGGCAAACUCCACCAGUAUCAGGGAAGUUUCCCAAAAUUCAUAGCUCAGAAUGAAUCCUUCUUUGUAGAAGGGUGGCGUCAUUAAGAAAAGACAUCGUUCUCCAACACAGUGGCUGUGCUGAAGCAGUUUGCCUUUUUAUACUAGAUUUCUACUGGCCUUCAACAAUUUUACUGCCUCAGACAAAACCAAAUUUUUUUACACCAUGACUCCUGCCAGGUUCCAUCUGGACUCCUGCUCCCUGAACCAUGGCACGUAAGAGCUCACUUCUUUCUUUACAUGCAGUCUGCACCACCACCCAUCAAAAAAACUUCACAACUAUUGAGUAAACCCAGUGUUAACUAACCAUACAAAACCAUGGGAGGUCAGAGAUGGGAUUGCUAACACCAUUAUAUAUCCUUGUGGAGGAUUUUAUAUCUCUGCAAGCACAGGGGAUGACGUGAUGCUCUUGGGUGCAGAAUAAGCCAUUCAUCAGGCAGCAAAUGUAGAUCUGAUCUUCCUUACUCUUGUUAGUGUUAAAUCAAGUGGCUGAUGAGACUGUCCUGAAUAACACUGGGGUAGUUGAUGGAAACAAGCUAUUGUGCUUUCCUGCAGAAUGUGGUUGAGGCUAAGGAGGACCAAAGUCCAGAGCCUCUGGGCUUUUUAUGGCCCUGCCUUAGGCUGGACUUGAAGCAAGUCAUACGGCCUCUCGUCUUCUGCCCUCCACACAAGAGGGCUUCUUUCCAGCUUCCCAGGGAUGUUAUGGGAAUUAAACUAAUCACAGAUUGGCCCAAACUACUGAUUUUUUUGAGUUCUGUCUUCUCUUUCCAGAAAAGUUUGCUGGUAUGUAGGUUUGGGAUUCCAGCCCAUUUCAAAGCUAAGGGCUAGCCAGGAGAUCUAGAUCUGAAUUCUCUGUGUUAUUAGGGUGAGUUAGGCUGGCAUGCAGGGAGGUGAGAGCCAGACUUUUCAAGCGUUAAAUACUUCGUGGAUGGAAGAUGCUUGACAAAGAUUGAGCAGUGUUGAUAUUUGAGGUACUGCGGCUAAUUUCUAGACCUGACAGAUCUGGGCAAAGGUAUAAUUGUGCUUUUGUUUUCACCCCUGAAACACCAAAGCCAUCUGCCUGUUGGAAGGAGGGAGUGUCCAAAACACUCUUCUUUAUUUUCUGUAGUGCAUGUGGUUUUGGCUUCUAAAAUUGCUAUAAAUAUAUUUGGAAGAUAUUGCAUAAACAUAUAUACAUCACAGAGGCUCUCAUCACCCACAUGUGUAUGGAAAUCUCCCCUAUGAUGCUUCAGGAUUUAAUUAGGAAAUGUUGGUGGACUUAUCUCAAUUGCACUGCAAUUAAGAACCACUGGGAUAUUGCUUCAUCACAAUAUUUAUCACAUAUUUAUAAUAUAUCCUGUUUUAUCUUUUCCAAAGAAGGAGUCUUUGCCAAAGAGACCUUACUUUACUUAAGGCGAACUUCUUAGCCAUGAUAAAAAUUCUCAUCAUCUGUGGCUGUGGUAAUGUCCAAAGUGUUCCUUUCAGAAAGAUUUGGAAGAUCACACAGACAUUUCUGUUCAAGCCUGCAGUUUUUGCUUAUGCUGCUUUGGUUUUGUCUAGCAUUUGUUGGCAAGUAGAGCCUGAUCCCAUGAUUUGUGUGGCCAGACAGGGCCCAGGAGUGCCCAGGAUCAGGUUCUAAUUUAGCAAAAUAUUUAAGUCCCUGGGGUUUGUUUAAGCACAGGCUUAAAGCCCUUGCAUGGUGUGACAUAAGCCAUGGGUCUACAGUCAUUAAUACCAGACUGAUUCUAUAUCACCCAGUCAGAAGGAUUUGAUCUGGGUAGGAUGUGGGCACAGUCAAAUUUCUGUCAAAUUACCCAGAACACAUGAAAUGGCUCCUGUGUCACUCUUAUGCCAACUACAGGAGGGCACAUGGUGGCUGAUUCAGCGUAACAUUUGGACAACAGGAGGAUGAGUUAUUACAAGAUCAGUGCUUUGUGUUCGGUGGCUGUGGCACUUUCCAUAUGUCACAAGUAGCCUUACAGCCAGAUUUACUGCAUCUUUGAACCGCGGCUUUAAAACUGUCUACUUAAACUUUCUCCAGAAGAUUGGGUUGCCUUGGUUACAGCCCAAUCCUUAAGCAUAUCCCCAAGGCUGAUACUAGUAUUUUGUGAAUGUGAUGGUUUUAUUGUCACUUAUUUUAAUCAUAACCUGAACGUUGCUUUUAAAAACAGAAAGCCACACUCAUUUGCCUUAGUCUAUCAGAUAAUGCACCUUUAAUUUUGUUUUGUUUUGGUUUUUUUUAAUAUUUUAAUUCUUAGAUUUUUAUCACAGCUGCGAAACACUUGGGUAAUGACUUAAUCAUAGAGGUGUGGGAAUACUGAAGUGUUUAUCGUAGUGAACUCUACAUAAUAGCAUUCAUCCUGACGGCAGGAGUGAGACUUUCAUGAGACACAGGCCUUAAGUUGAUUUUCUGCCUAUCAGUAAAAUGUGCCUGGUAAGAAUGAGAAAAAAAGUGUCUUUUAGAGAAAUGGUGAUUGUUGAAAAGAGUAUGCAACAAGUCAUACUGAAAGCUCUUUGGACCUGUUACGGUUGCUGCCUGGCCAUGGUCAGCCAAGCCUACUAUAGGUUUGAUAAAUGCUAUUUCCUUUUGAUUUCGAGAAAGUCCAGCAAACAAGCGAUAACAGGACCCAAGAGAAGGUCCUUGAGAGAAAUCCUAUGUCUUUGCUUUCCUUCAGCAUCAGGGAUAAAUGCUAGACACCUGGUGCUUCAGCUGAAUAGCUCAGAAAGGAUUUGAGUUUAUAACUGUUUCCUUUUGAUAUCUAGUUCCUGCAGCUGGUUCAUCAUGUUGAUUUGCUAUUUGUUCACUGAGUUGGGUUGACUACACCUUGUAUAAACUUCAAUACUGUAAGUCAGGGCUGUCAGAGAGAGAUGUGCUGAAAAGUCUCACUGUGCUGAAAUUCCCAUGAGAAAACACUAGUGAUGGUAAUUGAGGGCUUGUUGUCAAAGGAUAGCAGGAAUACUUAGUACUAUCUAGAGGUUAAUAAAGUACAAACUAAGAGUGAGCUGUGAGAGCACUAUUUCCAGUAAGAGCUGGUUACAGUUUUUACACUAAAUUGUGUGAUGUCAGAAGGGCCAUUUUUUAAAUGAGAAAUUCUCUCAUUUUGCGAUGUUAUUCACAACAGGUUUUUGUUUGGUUUGGGGGAAAGAGGGAGUUGUUAUUAUGAUUAAAACCAUAUCGAAUUUUUACCUAAAUACAUUUCAGAAUUGUUAACAAAUAUUUUAAUUUCUCAAAAACCCAUGUCUUCUUUCUCAAUUUUAUUUUGCAGCUCUUGGGUUUCUUCUGCUGGUAAAUUAAAGUUCUUGUGACAAUUUUGAAAAAUUCUUUGGAUAAAAAUUCUGUUUAGAAACAACCACAUGUAUUCUUGGAAAUUGGUUCAAUAUUGGACCUGGCGAAAUAAAAAAAACCCGAAACACAACAACCUUGAAACUUUUAACAAAAUAUUUUUUCCCUAUUUUUAAUGAGUUUUGCUAAUUUUGAAGGCAGUGUUUUCUUUGUUAGAACAAUCCAAAUAAUGUGACUUUUCUGAAAAUAGCAACGUUAUUUCUAUUGGGUUCAGUUUUCUUUCCCAUCUUAAAGCCAUGGACUGGCUUACUAUGGGGAGUGCCAGGGUCUUUUUCUGCAGCAAUUGCAAUUUCUUCUUUGGGUUUCUCCCCCCUAAAAUUACUGAAGAACAUAAGCACAUUAUGGCAACUGCCGUGAAGAUCAAGAGAUACUGAUUGACCUUCAUCUCCACAUACCCUUCUGGACGUGGGAAUGGCAUUUCUACUUUCACAUUUCUAGAAAUACUACCUGGCUUCCUCAGCAUUUCACGUUUGAAUUUGCAACAGUCAAUUGCCCAGCUGGCAUUUGAGCAAUGAGAGUGUAGACUUGUGAAAUUAUAACAUUCACCCAGCAUCUAAAAAUCUAAGAGAAAACCCAUAACAUCGGUGGGUUUCCUGGUGGAUAUUGUGGAACAGCGCUCAUUUCAGCCUGAAAUUCUCUGAUCUGAAAAAAAUAAGCCCAAACACUUGCAGACCACUCUGGCACAUACACUCACAUGCACAAGGUGGUUGUGAGGCUACAACUGAGUGGAAAUACAGGCUGUGAUAUUGAGCACUGCUAUGUAUACCCCACUGGGCUUCAUUCCUGCUCCCUUUGUUUUCAUGAUACAUGUGGAAGUAAUGGGGUUGAUCACUGCUGUCAAGAGUAUUCAGUUCACACAUUUUUUUAAUUUUGCUGUUUGUCCACAUUUCUUAUCACACCGAGAUCUUUUAGAAAAUGAGGAAGGAAACAGAAGCCCCAAGUGGUGGCAUUACCUUUGAUUUUCCAGGGGUUAGAGUCCCCCAUAGGGAACAUGGCACUUGGGGUGUCUUGACUAUUUUGUCUCUGUCUCCUUUUGUCCGUAACCAGGUCUCGUACCCGCUUUUUCCAUUUGCUCAACAUACAGUCAGUCAUCUUUGCACUGAAGAUGGUAUGUUCCUUACUAACAGAGGUAUUGUGAGUCUUAGCCAGUAGUUGGAAAAACUUUUCCAGAUCUUUAAUCAAGUAGUUUUGUGCAUCCAUAGUAUCAGUGGCCUGCCACAUGGAUAUCAAAGAAAAUUAUUAUAAUUAUUGCUUUUAAAACGAUUAUGAAAUUGUGCCUUACUUUUUCAGUCAUAUUUAACCAUGUAAUUUAGAACCACAUGAUUGCAGGGAUUUAUCAUGAAGAAAUUUGUUUGAAGGAUAGUUUUUUUGUAUUUAAAUAUUUUUUUCUCCAAAACCGAAUUUAUUGGUUUUACCUCUUUUAUUUUUUCCUCCAGUUUUAUUCCUUUAAUAUGUUUGUGUAAAAGGGCAGCCAGAAUUUGCAUUCGUGAGAGACAGAAGAUUUUAUUUGGUCUUGUAUGUGGAGCUUUCAUUUUCUUUUAUGUUCCUUCAGGAAAAUUCCUCUCUGCCCAAUUGCUCAUACUUAGAUGUCUUUAAAUGCAGGCUCACCAGUAAGAGUUUUUUGUUGUUUAAUUUAGCGUGUUGUUUGCUUUAGUGGUUGUUGUUUUGUUGGUUUUUUUAAUUAACCAGAUAUUGGGUAUUGGGGCAGCGUUUCACAUUAAUGCAGAAUGUUAAUGCUAAUUUUCAUAGAAAAGACAAAAUUAGAGUCUUUCCCUGUCUCCAGUGCAGUUUUGUUACUGUUCUGUGUACAACACUAAUAUUAAGCCAGACUGAAAAGGCAAAAUACUCAGAGUGACCUACUUCCAUUCACCAGCAAGAAUCCUUUGUCAGCUGACUCCUGUUUGUUUGUUCGUUUUUAAAUGUCGGAUUAGAGAACAAGCAUCUCCUAAAGAUGAAAGAAAGCAGUGUUUUCAUGUGCAGGAAAUUUGGGGUUACAGUAACAGAAUAUUUUCUUUGUGAAUUUGGAUGUCAUGGUGUUUUAAGCUCCUGCCUGGAGCCUAAAUCAAUUUGGCCUCUCAUCCAGUUCAUCUCACUGGUGCUCCUAAAAGGCUGCAGCCCUGCAAAAGCUCAUGCAGCAUUUUUGGCUGCUUUCCCUUGCUCCCAUUUGGUACAUAUUUGCACAAUUUAACUGAGCUUUUAUUUCUGCUGAAGGUCAGAUGCAAGCGAUACGAAACACUAAACUUUAUAAACAAGCAAAGCCAGUUCAACCACAGCAUUUUGGACUAGAAUGGAUUUUUAGGUGGCGCACUGUCUGCUGGCCUUUGGAGAGGGGAUCCUGAGACUACAUUGGGCUGGAAUAGGAUGCAAAGCCACAAGCCUUGGGUUUUUUUAAUAAACUACUUACUGUAAUCCAGCUACACAGUUUCAGCCUCACACUUCAGAAGCUUCCAGCAGCAAUGCAUGUACAGGCACUUUCUCUCUUACAGAAAGUGAAACUUUCCCAACCAAGUAAAUUUAACCUAUUGCAUAAGAUGCUGGAAGUUGGGUUUUUUUUUCCUUGGGAUUCUCACUGUAACCUCUAUGUGUACAGGAUGAAUAGGUUUUCUUCCCUCCCCCCCUCUCCUCUUUUUUUUUUUUUUUGGACAAGAUUAGAUGUUGCAUAUUGAUGAGCUAGCAUUUCAAAGGUCCGUGGGGCUUUGGAACAUAUUAAGAAUCUCUGAAGUUUAAUAUUCACCAUGUUUUAAAUAUUCAGAAGGAAAAAUCUGCAUAAAAUGGCUUUUGAUAAAUACGUUCUAAGGAUUCUUUCUUUCUAUCUUACGCAACCGUUGUGGGGAUUGUGGCUGUGCCAGUUUUGUUCCAAAGUGUCCUUUGUUUCUGCAUUUCAGGACCAUUUUGAUCCCAUUUGUAUGCCCAGUGCUUGUCCUGAAGUCUUUUAUAGCUUCUACUGGAACUGUAUAGCAAGCAGAUGGAUGUGACCAAGGCAAAGGCACAGCUGAGCAUCAUUAACUCCCGAAUGUCUGCUUGAUUGUUCCCCCUUUUAUGACAGCUGGGCAUGUCCAGCCUCUUUCUGUGAUGCAGUUUUGGAUAAGCCCAGUGGUCAGGCCUGGCUGAGAUCUUUCUGCAAAGGUGCUCCACACCAGUGGGGAUGUAAGAAAGGAGGGGACAAGAUCCUGGGUGCAGGAGCAACGCAAUGCGACAUUCAGUGCAUCUCAGAUCUCACAGGGCAGUUUUCCCUUCCUUGGAUGUCCCUCUUUGGUAAGAGUCUCCGCAGUAAGAGAAGUGCUAUUAGGAGAGCCCUUGCUUGUGGAUGUCUUGUGUCCCAUGCUGUUGAAAGUCUGACAGAGGCUUUAGAUAAAGAGGAUCAGUUAUGGGCUGCAAACACAUAGCUAUUUUACUGUAACAUUAGCUCUCUCGUUUGCCUUACCCUUGAUGUCCCAUGGUACACACUGUGGUGUGCAGGACAGCUUCUUUGUUCCCGCUCACACACAGCCUUGGCUUUGUUGUGCCAGUCCCUGUUGAAUCAGCGCCUGGUACUUGUUCUCAGGACUGCUCUGGCUUGGGCCAAGGGCAUCUGAUGCUCCUAUGCAAAAGGUGGUGCUUUCAGGUUUUGGCUUACAAAUAAUGCAGCCCUUUCAAACCCAUCUUUCCCCCUCAUGGAUUCCUGACAGAAGUAGGAUUUUAAAUAUUUCAUAGCAUUCUUCUUUCUUUUUCCUUUUUGCCAGAUGCCUUGAAAACAUUGUCAGAUUACGAUCUGGGUGGGGGUUUUCAGGAUCGAUUUCCUUUCCUUCUUGAUUGCAUGGUGUAGGUUUGCAAUGAGGGUUUUAUCCUUUUUUUUUUUUUUUUUUUUUUUUUAAGUCUUACAGAACAGAUGCCUUCAGUUUAUGCAGAGAAAGACUGUCUAUGAUUAGAGCUAAUCCAGGAUGGCAGGAUUGGACCCGCACAGUGAAAGCUAGAAAAGUGAUUGCAAAAGUAUUCUGUUUCUCCUUUAUUAAUUACACAGGAAGUUUCCACUGAAGGCUCAUGUAGCCCAACUAGCCUAUGUAAUAAGGAGCAGGGCCUGUAAUUACAGUCUGUCUUCUGAUCCUAUCUGUGCUCUGACUUUCUAGGCACCACAGUUCUAUUUACAUCUGUGUCUUUGUCACCUUUUAAAUUUUUGAUCGGUCACUAAGGAAGUAGAGCACAAGCCGUGAGCCCUGCGGAGGUACAGCGAGUCUAAAUGAGGGAGUCCUUCUCCUUCUCAGGUAUCCACCUGAUUUGGGACAAGGAACAUGGGAGGGUUUACCAGCCGUACGGUGGAGGGAGCGGGCUGCAUGCCAGCUGGGUAUCUUUCAAGAUCUUGGAGUCUUUGUAGGACUGGAAAUGUGAACCUUUUACAGGUCUUAACUAAUGUACUAUCCUGUGAGGGAGUUUAUAUAUCAGUAUUUCUUCGUUCAGAGCAGUUUCUACAGGAUUUGAUUUUUCUUUUCUGUAAGAUUCAGCAGUUUAUGGUUGCAAAGAGAUCCUUCCUUCCACAUAUAGCAUGAGGAGGGAGAUGGCUUUUGCCAUUGUGCAGAGAAGCUGGGAUAGAAAUCCUAGUAUCAGUGUGUAAAGCAAGGGUAACUUGAGUGGAGAGGGGAAGGCAGUGAUUUACAUGUGGUUCAGUACCAGGUUCACCAACUCUGCACACCAGCAAGCACAGCCUUAAGCAGAUUAUUUCACCGGGGUGUCAAUCUUGAGACCUGGUAAUAAGUAAAUGGGCUCCUUGUCAAAGUGUUUGGUGCCGGUCACUCUGACAGUAAUCUCUUGUCUCUUUGGAAACAUACACUAAAGUUAGGGUAAAAGUACAGAAUGGUGCCCCCCAGUCUUUUUCUUGAAGGAAUACUCCCAGUGCUAUGUUUGAUCAAGAGAAAUGAAAGCCGUUGUGCAAAUACUACAAUGAAAUACUAACAAUCCAUUAUGUAUACUUUUAAUAUCCAUUAAACUGUUAUGCAAAUUGUCCCUUCUCUGCAUCUUGCACUGUUAUUUAAUUAUUUUUGGUCUGACUUCUUAAAAAAAAAACAACCCUCAAUUAUUUUUUAUUUUUUUCUAACUCUACUUCUAAGAAAGUUGAUUCUUUAAAGGAAGAAAACCCUUAGUUUCAAGCAUGUUUUUUUCAGGCUUCGAAAUUAAUAAUUUCUACACCUGACCCAGUUCCUGCAGCUGCCAAAAAAGAAAAGAGAAAGCUAUUUAAAUUUCUCAUAGAACCAUUUAUCUCUUAAAAUAUGCCAAGGCAAUUUGAGGUGGGGGUGGAGACUCAGCUAUUUAUCUCAGCAGCUUGAUUUUUCUCUUUAUGUUUCUAACUGUCAGGGGGAAAAAAACGGUAGGAAGCUAUUCUUGGGCUAUUAUUGAUGUAUUGUGUACCAUUAUGCAGGAUGUCUGCUUUGCUAUAUACGGAAGGACAUUAAUAAUAGCCAUCUCCCCUGCCCCCACCCUCAGUUCCUCUUUGGGAAGAUACGGCCUAAACUGGAGCAUCUGCCAUGUUCAAAUUGCUGCUCCCUCCUCCCCUUCCCCCAAUUCAUUCCCAAACUAGUUUUGAGAACAGGGCUAAGGGAAUAAGGAGACAGGUUAUAUUUGCCUAUAUAUAUAGUGUGGUUGCUCCAGGCAAGUAAUUUCCAUGCCGUGUACAUGUCUACCCUCUUCCUUCCUGCGUAUUGCCCCUCCUUUCAUUUUAAGUUAAUCAGUGCAAAAAAACACAAACCAACCCGUUUCUCGCUAUCUUUUUCUCACAGGGGCUGGCUGGCAGAAUGGGCUCAGCAACAGACCUCUGGUUUGUUAUUACCCAGCAUUUCAUAUCCAGAAACAUGGGUUUCAUUAUUUACCAUAAGUAGGAAAAUGUAUUCGUAUUCCCAUCCCUCCUACCCCAGGUUUAAAACAAUGUUAUGAAACUUUAAAGGGUCUGCCCGCUUGUUUAAAGACUUGGAUGCUUGUUUUAUUUUUGGAAGCAGAGUGUACAGUGAACAGGAAUAGUUUGAUGUUUAAAAAAUAGCCCCACUUCAGCAUUCCCCUGAAGUGCGGGAAGUACUGUCUCCACAGGUCUGUGCCAGGAGCGUGACAGCCCAGAGAGCAAAGCCGACUUGAACAGGAAAAAGAACUGGCCUGCCCCACUUCAUCUGUGAGAAGAGAGAGGUGAAAAUAAUAAAGGGCAAAAAAUAAAGGGCAUAAUUGCUCUGUGGUUUUUUUUUGGUUUUUUUUUUUUAAUGGCUGUUCCUACAUCUCGUGCUAAUUUUGUUCCAUAGAACCUUUGCUUAUUUAGCAUUUCUGGUAGUCAGAACCAUGUGCUUUUUAUGAUGUCAUUAUUUUUACUCGUCAUUUGUUGCGUCCUAGUCUUGUUUUGGUCCCUAUGUGGUAUGAAGCCAUUUAGAUCUGAGCACUGAAUUAAAACAAUGUUAGGAGCUCUGUCUAGGAAAGAUCACCUAGAGUUUAGAACCAGCAAAUGCAAUCAGAAUAUCUUCCAGUUCUGGUAUAGAGAGGUUUUCCAAAUACAAAUUCUAGAUGGGAGGAAUGCCUUUUUUUAGGAAAGUACUCUGAUUUCAAAACAAGAGGGAGAUGGCCAUUCAAUAUAUUUUCUUGUUGCUUUUAUUGGCUUCCUUGGCGGUGGCCAAGGAGAAAAAAUGCCACCCUCUGAAGUGUUGCUUUAACUAGAGCCAGAGCCCAGCACCUUCUCUGCAAACGUUUGCUCCACCUGCAGCUUGCCACACUAUUGUGGCAUGGGAGCAAGGAAGGCCUGCUAAUGAAGCAAGGUCCACCUCAUCCUCUCCGUAGUGAGAGCUGCUCCGUGUGGUGAGUUUCUGUCCAGACUAGGUCUUGAUCCUGUCUUCCUAGUGCAAGUAUUUUGCCAGAAACAGGUGUUAUCUUUCUGCCAUUAGCUAUGGGAUUGUGUGCAAUGAUUAGGAUUUGCAGGGAGGGAGGAGAAGAUCCAAUUAGGCUACCUUUGUGCUAAUGUUUCAUUCAGGGCUGUAUGAGAUAAGAGCAGUUUGCACUGAAAUGCACAGCUGGAGGUUGUGGUUUUCGUUUCAACUAUGUUGAGAUGGUACCCAUUGAAAAUACAGAACUGGGGCACUUUUUUUACAUCUGCCAGUGCUUUACUGACAGUUCUGUAUCGGCUGGAAACCCAUCUUGGUUUGGCAAGUAGACAUUUUCUGCCUUGUCACAUGAGCCUGAUUUAUUCUUUGCUUUAUUCACCUAAAAAGUAGUAUUUCUAAUGUGCCUAAUGCUUAAGUAGCUAAGCACUGGACAAGCAUCUCAGCAGAACAACCAGCAAGGUGAAGAGUAGGCUAUUAACAGAGCUACCUUUACAAAAGCUGUAUUCCCCUUUCUUCACUAUCUGCCUUUUCAGAGACCUGCAGUGCUCCUUUACGGGCAGCAAAGAAAUAAUCUUGGUGCCAAACAGUGGUGGGAACUAUGAGAAUGAUGUAGAAGAGAGGCAAGAGGUUAAUUUUAAGCAUCUGUUUUCCACCGGGAUAAGCAAAGCCAUGGCUUAUCCCAUCAGCACUGCUUGUCGUCUUGCAUAACCCACCUCAUUGUCUGGUAGGCAACUGUUCAGUAGCAGAGGUACUUGGGUAUAUCUCCUCAAAUUACUAUCUUAUCAGAACUACAAAGUCAUUCAUAUCUGAAGAUUUUAUUCACUUAAUAUUGUCUCUUGUAAGUUCUAUUACUAAUUUUUUAUAUAAUGUUAGAAGAGAAAACUUGAGGGUGAACCAAAGGCUGGGUGUUUCAUCGGUGCUACUGUAUUAAAAAGGCUGAUGUGCUCUCACUUUCAAUCCCCAAAAUCAUGUUUUAGGAAGCUUUCCCCUGCUGUGGUCAGAGAGGAAAUGCAAGGUUUAUUGGAAAUGCAGCAAAGGUAAAGGUUUGAUGUUUUAAUGCUCAGUACUGCACCACUGUGACCUCUGCUGUUCCUCUGGAGAGUGAAGACUGAGUAUUGGUAGAGGUAUAGGCAGAGCAAAGUUAUGCUUGGACUUUCUCAUGAUCUUGCUAGACAGGAUCUGCCUUGGCGAGACUUCACCUUCCUUCAGGGUCCUAGUUUCCUAUGCCAUGGCUUGUGUUUUGGACUGUCAGAGAGACUGGAGGGCUUCCUCCAGCGCCUUCCCUCCAGUUAGUCAAAUGAUAGACUAGGAGUUCUUAUUCUGCAGUUUCGGUAAGGACACUUUCCAGCUCAGAACAAAGAGCGGAAGUUUGUUGUACUUUAGAGCUUAACCUCUAACACUAGUUUUACCUGUGGGCUGAAAUAAUGGGGUCUGAAUCACACAUGGGUCAUUCCGUAAGGAUUCCUGUUGGAUAAAUGCUCAUGGCAAACCCCGUAAGGGCUGGGAGAUCGGCUUAGCUCUUUGAAACUGCAAAGAGGAAGUGCCCCCAAGAAUGUAUUUGUCCUAUGUAGCUGCUAUGCUUUGGCCUAUCCCUGCCAACUGUAGAUCUGUCUGCUCUGGGUUCACCGGUGAUGAUGUUUAUUGGAUGUGCAGUAAUUCAUAGUGGAUGACUAGGACAGGUUUGAGGUGGUAUUUCAGUUUUAUGGUAGCUGUUGGUUUAGCCCUUGAGAUAAGAGAAGGUUUCCAUUGUUGCAGUUGGGAGGGAGUAUGACUGUCCACACUUCUCCUUGCCCUGCACCAGCAGACAGAGGCUUUCAGUGACAUGGGAAGCCUCUUCCUUUUAAAUGUGAAUCAGUAGCCUAGGUAUCUGGGCAAGAAAGGGGCACAAGGAGGCAUUUUCUAUAUGAGGCAUGCCUUCUGCUGCACACUCCAUGCCCUCAGAUCCUAAUGAAGUAACAUUACUUGAGCUUUUAGGACUGGUCUCCUAUCUGUCAGAGGUUGGGGGUACCAGAGUUUUACCCCUUGCUGAGCACAAGCACUACCCAAGUCUGUGAGGGGCCCAAUCCUGCUGCCAAUGGAGUUUUCCCAAAUCCUCGAGUUGCUGAGUGCACCUCCGGUGAGCUGCUGAGUAGCCUGCCUUGUCACUGAACCCAUCAAGUCGCUUGUCUCCAUACUGACUACUUCCAUCGGGCUUUGAAGGCACUCAGGAAAUGCAAUCAGCACCUUACAGGAUCGGUCCGCUGGGUAAUAUAUGAAGUUUUUUUCUCUGGUAACUUGUGUGCAUGAAUUGAAAACCAUUUAUUCCAGUUUGUUCUGAGGACAGAUGCAGCAUAUACACAUUUUCUAUAUUUAUAAAUAUAUAUAGAUAUAUAUAUUUUGUUCUCAGCUAGUUACCUCUUCUAAACUACAAAUUUCAGAGCAACCAGCAUAUAUUUUUUAUUCAACUCAUAAAAUGACUUUUUACAGUUAGAGAAUGAAAGCUGUUUUAAGCAUGUGUUUUCUGUAUUUUUAUUACGCAUUAUCCAAUUAUAUUGAGAUGUAUUUUCCUCUUUGCUCUACUCUUUCAGCUGUUAUCCUUUUUCAGUUAUGCUUUUCUAAUGUUUUGUAAGGGAAAAUAAAUAUGCAAAAUCGCCAGAUGCCUUUUUUCUUUGCAGAAGAAGUAUCACAAAUGCUUUUUUAUUACAUUUUACCAAUCCAAUAAACUCCAUAUAAAUUUCA
This is a messenger RNA of Strigops habroptila (Kakapo), 17898 nucleotides long. It is a transcript of the gene LPP, whose product is annotated as LIM domain containing preferred translocation partner in lipoma. NCBI's taxonomy places the organism in Eukaryota, Metazoa, Chordata, Aves, Psittaciformes, Psittacidae. Gene Ontology annotation, cellular component: stress fiber; focal adhesion. The record is from RefSeq and is a predicted model, not a curated record. Gene Ontology annotation, biological process: cell-cell adhesion. The transcript has 15 exons. Bases 1045 to 2871 code for a protein of 608 amino acids.